Colletotrichum spaethianum is the source of this 1485-nucleotide messenger RNA. Its product is annotated as sterol-4-alpha-carboxylate 3-dehydrogenase, decarboxylating. Gene Ontology annotation, molecular function: 3-beta-hydroxysteroid dehydrogenase [NAD(P)+]/C4-decarboxylase activity; 3-beta-hydroxy-Delta5-steroid dehydrogenase (NAD+) activity. The coding region runs from base 1 to 1485 and encodes 494 amino acids. The transcript is spliced from 2 exons. The record is from RefSeq and is a predicted model, not a curated record. Gene Ontology annotation, cellular component: endoplasmic reticulum. NCBI's taxonomy places the organism in Eukaryota, Fungi, Ascomycota, Sordariomycetes, Glomerellales, Glomerellaceae. Gene Ontology annotation, biological process: ergosterol biosynthetic process.
AUGGCGCUGGAUUCGUGGACCGUCAGGAUCGCCCUCGGCUUGCUGACAACUUUGCUGGUGUACCUCUGGAAGAUCAACCGCGCAAUGUCAACCUCUUACCCCGAGGCUUUGCGGAUUUCGCCGGAUCGAUGGACGCCAGAGCAGGUCAAGCGAACUUUUGAGCGAAUAGAGAAACAGCCCAUCGACUGGACGCCGUCUCUGCCGCCCAAACUGGACAGGCGUUACAUCGUUGUCGGCGGCUCUGGUUUGGUCGGAGGGCAGCUGGUUAUUCAGCUCAUCGCGCGUGGCCACCCACCAGAAGCCGUUCGUAUCAUUGACUUCCGUAAGCCUGGACGCGAUGACAUGAGCGAGGGUCCGGUGUCGAGGGUCGAUUUUGCGCAGGCCGACAUUUCCUCAGAGUCAGCAACCUCUGCCGCAUUCGCAAAGCCGUGGGCCGAGUCUGUCCGCCAUCUUCCGUUGACAGUGUUUCAUACCGCCGCCGUCAUACGCCCGUCUGAGCGCAGCCCGUUGGUCUACGACCGCUGCUCCAGCGUCAACACCACCGGAACAGCUCACGUUGUUGCUGCUGCCAAAACCGCCGGUGCCGAUGUUCUCGUCUUCACUUCAUCUUGCAGCGUGGCCUUGAAACCCGUGAAAUUCUUCAAUGCCCUCUGGAAGCAGUGGCCAACAGACUUUUUCCAGGUCCUGGACGAGAGGGACUUCCAGAAGCCGCUGCGAGCCCACGAAGAGUUCUUCGCCAACUAUGCGAAAUCGAAAGCCGAGGCGGAGCGUCUUGUCUGCAGCGCGAAUGUCAUACCGCAGGAUCCCUUGCAGGCAGGCGGCUUCCGCACCGGAGCCAUCAGACCAGGAAACGCCAUCUACGGGCACAAGGACGACUACCUCGUCGGCGCAACGGUGCGUAUGGCCAGCUUCCCAACCUUCACCGCACCCUUCAUGCAGAACUGGGUGCAUGGAGGCAACGUGGCUUUGGCACAUCUGCAAUACGAGGCGGCCCUCCUCGGGCCACACGCUCACAAGGUGGCCGCUCGGCCGUUCUUGGUCACGGAUGGGGGCCCGCCUCCAGUCUUCAAGGACUUCUACACGCUCGUACAAUCACUCAGCGUGACGCCCUUCCAUGUGCAGUAUCCGCCGCCGCUGCUUCUGCUGCUGGUAGCACACUGCAUAGAAGCUUAUUGUCUGUUGCUUUGGCGGGUGCCAGUAUUGCAAAAAGUAUUUCCGGAACCUCAAAUGCCGUUAUCCAUGCUGCAACCAGCCAGCAUAGCUGGCUCCAUUAACGCCAUAAUCAAUGACUCUGACGCACGCAGACGGGUAGAAGAUGGCGGGUUGGGAUACCAGGCCAAGUGUACAACCAUGGAAGGGUUGUGUAUGCAGUUGGGUGCGUGGAACCGAUGGGUGAGGAGCGGAGGCGAGAAAGUGAGGAGCGAAAAGGGCGUGGUGAAAGACGUGCUCGAAGUCGGAGCAGAGCCUGUUGCAAGGAGAGCGUAG